Messenger RNA from Cuscuta campestris, 1277 nucleotides. The record is from the annotation of a GenBank genome assembly. NCBI's taxonomy places the organism in Eukaryota, Viridiplantae, Streptophyta, Magnoliopsida, Solanales, Convolvulaceae.
UGGACUCAGCGAACUCUUAUUCAACACUCUUUGAGGUAUUGGAUAACAUUUCCCCACUGAAGAGCACAAAGCCACAGAGAGACCUCGAGGCGCCAUGGCUGCUCCGUUCAAAUCUAUUCCUUUAAUUGAUGUAAGUCCUCUUUUGGACAAAUGGGAUCAUCCGAACAUGUCUCAAGAUCAAGGUGUGGUUGAAGUAGUUAGACAGCUAGAUCAGGCUUGUAAAGAGACAGGAUUCUUUUACGUGAAAGGCCAUGGCAUUCCUGAUUCUCUUGUGAAAAAGGUUAGACAUAUGUCACAUAUUUUCUUUGAUCAACCACAUGACACAAAACUCAAGAUUAAGCUCUCUCCAGAAACUGGAUACAGAGGAUAUCAGUGGGUUGGACAGAAUAUAACCAAAGGCGUGCCUGACAUGCAUGAAGCUAUUGAUUGCUAUAAAGAAGUGCGAGAUGGAAUGUAUGGAGACCUUGGAGAAGUUAUGCAAGGAUCUAAUAAAUGGCCGAGUAACCCCCCAGAUUUUGCAAUAUUGAUGGAGGAAUAUAUCAACUUUUGUACAGCUCUAUCAAGAAAGAUAAUAAGGGGAAUUGCUCUUGCAUUGGGUGGAUCAGUUGAUGAGAUUGAAGGGGAAAAAGCUGGUGAUCCAUUUUGGGUGCUACGUAUUAUAGGUUACCCUGGCAGAUCCUGCUCAAGUGACUCAAAUCUACCAGAAAAUGAUAUUGGAUGUGGGGCUCAUACAGACUAUGGACUAUUAACACUAGUUAAUCAAGAUGAAGAUAUCACUGCCCUUCAGGUAAGAAACCGAUCUGGUGAGUGGAUAUCCGCACCCCCCAUCCCCGGCACGUUUGUUUGCAAUAUUGGCGAUAUGCUACAGAUAUUGUCAAACGGUCUGUACGAAUCAACCUUGCACCGUGUCAUCAAUAAUGCUCCAAAAUAUCGUGUUUCUGUGGCCUAUUUCUAUGAGCCCAACUUCGAUGCGUUGAUCGAGCCACUCGAAGUGUGCAAACAGAAGACUGGUGGUCUGAAGAACUUUGAAGGAGCUGUUUAUGGAAAGCAUUUAGUUAGUAAAGUCACUACCAACUUUGUGGUGUGAUUUUAUUUGUUGUACAUCCAAUGGAGAUGUGUGGCGUAAAUUUUAAUAAGUGUAGCAUAACAUUAUCAAGAACCACUCAAAACCUAGUGUGUGAUGGAAUAGUAAUCGAAUGAUAAUUUGUGAAUCGUGAUGAUGAUGUUUAUUGUUGUUGUUUAUAUUUCAUGUUAACUGCCUAGGCAGUUCGUGUGAU